CACACGCCUCCACAUACUCCCUCUGCAAAUUCUGUAGAGGAAGAAUUGCCUCGUAUCUGGAAAAAUAACCUCGCGCUUGUUCAUGAAAUCUUUGCAUUCAGCUUCAGUUUAUUUUCCUGGUUCCUGCUGAAGGUUAGAAGGUGUUUAUUUGAAUAACUCUUGCACACCCGCAAGCCAUUCACACCAGUGUUUACCGUUAGCCGGUUGUCGAUGUCUUGGGCGCGGAGUGCGCGGAGCAGGCGGAGGCUGCCGCAUCUCUCCCGCGGUGGAGCAAAACCUUUUCGACCUUUCCGAAGUCAGCCAUAUCUUGGUCGAGAGGAAAGAAAAGAAUUACGCCAUGAAGCAGGAAGCUUCGAGAAUUUGGAACAGGGUGAUGUGUACACCGAACCUACAGACUAUAAAAUAUACGAACCUUCACCUCAUGAGGCAAAUGUUAACACCCUGAUGGAAGGAGACAAACGCAGUGCCCUAUACCAGAGAUUUUAUCAACAUUUCUAUGGAGAAGGAGCCAAGCAGCCUGCUGACUGUGUCGUGCUUUCUUUAAACAACCAGAACUUGGAUUACGCAAAAUCAUUAGGCCACUGUUUGCAGGAGCGUGGCCUCGUAGUGGAAAUGCUUUACCUGCAGGCAGAGGCAGGCUUGACCCAGGCCCUGAAAGAUGUCCGUUCCGAUGGUUCCCCCUUAUGUAUUCUCAUCGAACAAACCAAUGUAGCUCUCUCCUCAUGCACAGUAAUCAUGUUUUCAGAGUCUCUCAAAAUUCACCGCAACAUGCCCAGAGAGCAGGCUCUGGACUUGGUGAUGGCGGAGUAUGGGCGAACGAGUGGUGCACGCCGUCAGUGUGACCCUGCGGAGGCAGCAGCGAGGGCUUCUGAGCUCUCUGAUGACUACCUGGAGCGGGCCAAGCUGGAGCGCCACGCUGUGCCCUCCGCCACUCGCCACCUGCUCCUCCUCAUGGCUGAGGGCCUGCACCUGUACCCAGAGGAACUGGACUCCAUCGCUGCAUAUGUACACAACCGCCAGGACCAUCUGCAAGCAGCCUCUCCUGAAGUAGAUGGUAAAGUGGUUGCUGAAACAACCAAAAGUGUCCCUGCAGGUCUGGGGAAUCCUCCACCACUUCUCUCUAUUCCCGCCGGUCCCGUCUCCCAACCCAGUGAGCACCCGACACCUUCAACUGUCUUAGCCAACUCGGCUCAUGGCCAUCCAAUGACCACACCAGACUCGUAUCCCAAAAGCAAACCACCUCCUCUUCUCUCACUGAACAUUUUGCAAGGGUCUUCUCAGGGUCCUCCACCUCAUGAUCCAUCACCACCCCAUGGUCCAUCACCACCCCAUGGUCCAAGUGGUAUUCAAGCUCCCUCUACCUCUCAUGGACAAGCACCUCCACAACCUCCACAUUGUCCCUCUGCCUCUGAGAAUCGUCCACUACUCUAUGGUCCUCCACCUCUUCAUGGACCUCCUACUCCUAAUGGCCCUCUCCGAUCUCAUGCUAUUUGUGGCCCAUCAUCACCCCACGGUGCUCCUGUUCCUCAUGGUUCCUCUACCUCACAAAAUCCACGAAUAAUAACGAGUCCCACAGGACCAAGAGGACCACCAGCUUCACAUGGUCCAUAUCCACCAAGGCCUCAUGGUCCUAAUAAUGGACCAUAUGGCUUUCAUUUACGUGGACCACCACCGGCACCAUCUCAUGGUCCACCAAUGCAGAACGGCCUAAAUGGCCUCAGAGCACCCCCACCUUUACUCAGGAACCUACGCAUGAGAAACCCAGCAGGAGCUGCAGCACAUGCUUUGCAGCACCUCCCUCUAUGAUGACUCGGGGUGUGUGAUGAAGUUAAGCUGGUGUAGCCACAAAUCUACACAUUCUUACUGUAACUUUGACUGUUCGUUCUGUCUUAUUUAUAUUACUGUUUUCAAUCUUGUACAUUUUAUGUAUUAUAUAUUAGCCUUUUUGUUCCUGGCACAGUCAUUCCAGGCUUCAUUAAAAUAUUCUUUCUCUGC
This is a messenger RNA of Silurus meridionalis, 1995 nucleotides long. RefSeq lists its product as uncharacterized. The record is from RefSeq and is a predicted model, not a curated record. The coding region runs from base 211 to 1806 and encodes 531 amino acids. Lineage: Eukaryota; Metazoa; Chordata; Actinopteri; Siluriformes; Siluridae. The transcript is spliced from 10 exons.